This is a messenger RNA of Micropterus dolomieu (smallmouth bass), 3772 nucleotides long. It is a transcript of the gene gucy2g, whose product is annotated as guanylate cyclase 2g. The record is from RefSeq and is a predicted model, not a curated record. The transcript is spliced from 22 exons. NCBI's taxonomy places the organism in Eukaryota, Metazoa, Chordata, Actinopteri, Centrarchiformes, Centrarchidae. Gene Ontology annotation, biological process: protein phosphorylation; cGMP biosynthetic process; intracellular signal transduction. The coding region runs from base 1 to 3372 and encodes 1123 amino acids. Gene Ontology annotation, cellular component: membrane. Gene Ontology annotation, molecular function: peptide receptor activity; ATP binding; guanylate cyclase activity.
AUGGGAAUGAUGGAGAAGGCAGCAUAUUCUUCUGGCUGGAGGCACAUUUUGGUGCUUCACUUUGCACUUGUGUUAACUGCUGCCGUUGUCAUCAAUAACGGCACCAAUGCGUCUCAACCUCACAAGCUGAUCAUUGGUUUCCAGGCACCCUGGAAUAUGUCCUUCCCCUUCAGUGCCCUGCGGCUGGGCUCAGCCAUACAGAUAGCUGUAGAGAAGGUGAACAGCAAUCCCUCCUUCCUGGGGAACUACAGUCUGGAUUUUGUGUACAUGGAUACAGACUGCAAUCCCAAAGUUUCCCUGGGAGGAUUCAUUCACCAGGUGUGGAAAGAAAAUGUGUCUGCACUGUUUGGUCCAGCAUGUCCUGAAGAAGCCGAGGUCACUGGUCUCAUUGCAUCCACAUGGAACAUCCCGAUGUUUGGCUUUGUGGGAAAAUCCUCCAAACUGGACAACAGCGAUGUCUAUGAUUCAUACAUCAAAAUUGUGCCCCCUCUUAAAAGAAGCUCGGAGGUCCUGGUGAAAACAUUGGAGUUCUUCGGGUGGAGUCACGUGGCGAUGAUUGGAGGGGGAUUGGAUUCAAACACUUGGGACAAAGUUGACGCUCUGUGGAAAACCAUUGAGAUGCCGCUGAGAGAGAAAUUCACACUGGCUGCAGCGGUCAAGUUUGAUACCAGCGAUCCUCAGCUUGUUAAUCGAAAUGUUCAGUACAUCUCAACAGUUGCCAGAGUGAUUGUGGUGCUGACAAACAGAGAGGACUCUGUGGCUCUGCUGCUGGAGGCUGAGCGACAGGGUUUGAUGAACGGCGACUAUGUGUUCUUCCUGGUGCAGCAUUUUGAGGAUAACUUGUGGAAAUAUGCCAUGGACAGCAGGAUUUACCCAGCUGCCAUAAGAGCCUAUGAUAUGGCUUUUAUCAUUGGCCAGAAAUCCUAUGAAGGCUUUGACUAUUAUGACUUCUUUGAGCAAGUUUUUGAAAGACUAAAAGGACACCCAUUUGGGAGCAACCUGUCAUCUGACAGUGAGGUUAGCCCUUACGCUGCCUAUCUGCAUGAUGCAGUGCUUCUUUAUGCAAUGGGACUGAAAGAAGUUCUCAAAGAUGGCAGAGACCCUUACGAUGGACGGGAGGUGUUACAGAGGUUAAAGAAAACAAGCAACAUUCGAUUCAAUGGUGCCUCUGGACUAGUCCACUUCGACGAAGAGGGGGAGAGAAGUUUGGACUAUUCCAUUUAUGACCUGCAGCAUCUAGGAAACAGCACCAAUUUCGUACCCAUCCUUCAUUUUGACAGUGACACCAAAGCUAUCCGGCCAACGUCUUCAUUUGCUGCUGUGCUCUGGCCGAAAGGAAGACCUCCUUCUGAUGAACCAGUAUGUGGUUUCAACAACGAGCUCUGUGAAUGGCUGAUGAAUGACAUCGCCCUACUAGCUUUGCUUGUGACCUUCCCUGUCAUCGGUGUGCUAGCAAUUUUUUGCAUCGGGGUCCUCUUUCUGCAGAAGUUACGACUCCAGACAAAGCUCGAUGACUCCUGCUGGUGGCUGAUAAACUACAGCGACAUCAGCAUCAUCAGGGAGCCCGUAGGGAUUCUGUCUCUGAGCACCACAGGUAGCCAUAAUGGGAGUGGUGGCUCUCAGUCCAAUUUCUCCAGCAACAGCUACGGCCUGAGGGACAACGCAGGGAAAGAACACAUCUACACCACCAUAGGUCUCUACCAGGGAAAUCAAGUGGCUAUCAAGUACAUCAAGAACCACAUUUCCAGAAAUUUCCAGAAACCUUCAAUGAUCGCAGAGUUCAAUGUGAUGAAAGAGAUGAAACAUGAGAACUUGGUGCAGUUCUUUGGUGCGUGCAUUGAGCCCCCGAAUGUCUGUUUGGUUAUUCAGUACUGCAGGAAAGGCAGUCUAAAGGAUGUUCUGAAGGCGUCAGAUGUCGAGCUCGACAGGAUGUUUAAACUGUCAUUUGCUUAUGACAUUGUCAAUGGGAUGGAGUUCAUUCACAAAAGUAGCCUGAGAUUUCAUGGGAACCUGAAACCCAGCACAUGUCUGGUGGAUAGUCGACUCCAGAUAAAACUCUCUGGCUUUGGACUUUGGGAGUUUAAAUACGGUAGCAAAACGAAGAUCAUCCCACUGGAAAACCCCAAUUAUGACGAGAUGUACUGGACAGCCCCCGAGCUUCUCAGGCAAGUCGGUGUCCCGGUCAGUGGAACGCCCAAAGGUGACAUUUACAGCUUUGCCAUCAUCAUGUGGGAACUCAUGUACAACUCUAAGGCUUGCCCAUAUCAUGACACCAACCUGGAGCCCAAAGAGAUUAUUAUGAAGUUGCAGACACCUUUCCAAGGGGAACCCCUCCGACCAGAGUUGUCUGAGCAGCUGUGUGACGAGAACAUCAACUCACUACUGAGUGCCUGCUGGAGUGAAAACCCUGACCAUCGACCAUCGUUUGGGUCUAUAAGAAGACAGCUGAGGGAAAUCAGCCCAAAUAGUCAUGCAACUAUUCUGGAUAAUAUGGUGGAAAAGUUGGAGAAAUAUGCAAAUCACUUGGAGGAGGUGGUGGAGGAGAGGACCAAUCAGCUCACAGCAGAGAAGACCCGUGCAGACAAGCUUCUCUCCAGCAUGUUACCAAGGUACAUUGCAGAUCAGCUGAUGGCAGGGAAAUCAGUGGAGCCGCAAAGCUACGAGAUGGUGACCAUCUUCUUCUCUGACAUUGUGGGCUUUACCUCCAUGUGCUCUGUCAGCUCUGCGAUGGAGGUGGUAACGUUCCUUAACGACCUCUACAGCCUCUUUGACGACAUCAUCAAAAUGUACGAUGUCUACAAAGUGGAAACAAUUGGUGAUGCAUACAUGGUAGCCAGUGGUCUACCUAUCAGCAAUGAAAAUAAGCACGCUUUGGAGAUAUCUACAAUGGCUCUUCAUUUCCUGAGUGCCAUCAAGGUCUUCAGAAUCCGUCAUAUACCUACAGAGAGUCUUGCGAUUCGCAUUGGGAUACACUCUGGUCCAGUGGUUGCUGGAGUGGUAGGCACCACUAUGCCUCGCUACUGUCUCUUUGGUGACACGGUGAACAUGGCCUCUCGCAUGGAAAGUAACAGCUUACCCCUGAGGAUUCACAUAUCUCAGUGCACUGCUGACAUCCUUGUCCAGGCUGGAUCAUUUGAACUGGAGGAAAGAGGGGAAAUCGAAAUGAAGGGUAAAGGGUGUCAAAUGACCUACUGGCUGUUGGGCAAACAUGGAUUUAAUCCUCCUCUUUUUGCUCAGAGCUCUACAACAGCUGACAAUCUCAAACUACAAACAGAGAAACUAGGAAUUGCCAGAGCUGCUGAGAAAAGGGCCCACCAAACUCUGGCCAAAGCACACAUGUCAGAUGCGAUGAUGACUGCAGUGCACAUUUAAAGAACACGUGGAUAUUCUGACCAUAUUUUGCAUAGAUUAACAGGGAUAUCAGGAAAUGACAAUUAUGUAGGUCUCAUAGAGUGCAAAACUGUUUGUGAAGAGGAGGACUGGAGACAUACAACUGAAGUAAAUUUACAAAACACUGACUUCAUGAGAAGAAAAUUGAGACGAGAACCUGGAAUGCAGCACUUGCGUUUUCUGAUGCUAAAGAGCCUAAAGAUACUUUUCAUCUUAAGUCUUUGUGAUUCUGGUACAAUUACGGAUCCACCCUUUUACUAAAUGUUUUAAUUUAAACUGUUCUUUGUAGCACAUAUUUUGUGCUGAGACUUGGCUAAAUGAUCAUUUUCUCAUGCAGUUGAACAUUAGGCAAUUAAAACACAGACAGUCAAGCAAUUUUAAU